UUCUUAUCUAGGCUCUCUUGUCGAUGAAGAGGGAAAUUGGAUUAUAAAGAGAAGUGUAACGAGGUUGAGAUCAGAGAUGGAUCGGUGGAGCAACAGAGUGGCCGUGGUGAGCGGAGCCAGCGAGGGCAUAGGGGAAGCCAUCGUGCGGCGGCUGGCUGCGGAGGGGAUGAAGGUGGUAGCCCUGGCCAGGAGGGAGGAGAUGCUCAAGAAACUAGAGGAAGAGAUGACAGAAAAGAAGCUGUACGUGAGAGGACAUGUUUGCGACGUAUCCAAGGAUGACCAGGUGCAAAGUGCAUUCAAUUGGAUAGAAGAAAAUGUCGGACCAGUCAGCGUAUUGGUGAAUAACGCCGGCGUGUAUAGAGUGAUUCCUGUUCCUGAGAUGGACAUAAGCACUAUGAAAACAAUUGUCGACACCAACUUGACAGGCUUGUUGGAGACUACUAUACACGGACUCAGAUCAAUGAAGAAGAACAAUAUUGAUGAUGGCCAUAUUUUCAAUAUUAAUAGCAUUCUGGGACACAGAGUACGUGGUAAUAAAGGCGAUUCUGUAUAUUCGGCAACAAAACACGCUGUUACUGUCCUCAACGAAACUUUGAAAGCAGAACUUGGAGAAAAAAAGUCUAAAAUCAGAGUGACGAGCAUAAGCCCCGGAACAGUUCGAACAACGAUGGCUAAGGACGUCAUCGCAAGAAGGCCUGGAGUGGGAUUUCUGGAACCAGAGGACGUAGUUGACUCAGUAAUGUUUGCUUUAUCGUCACCAGCAAACGUUAAUAUAUCCGAAAUAACUAUAGAUCCAGUAUGAGGCAAUCUUCCAAUUUCGAAAAACAACAUAAACAUCUUUAAGGCAAUUUAUGUUCUACAGAAUACUUACAUAAUUACA
Molecule: messenger RNA, 880 nt
Organism: Nezara viridula (southern green stink bug)
Lineage: Eukaryota; Metazoa; Arthropoda; Insecta; Hemiptera; Pentatomidae
Source: the annotation of a GenBank genome assembly